GCGCAACGGAAACGCGGCCCGGUGCGGUACUCGCGGCGCAGUCAUGGGGGGUCCGGGAGGGAAGAUUAACCGUCCCCGAACGGAGCUGAAGAAGAAGCUGUUCAAGAGACGGCGGGUGUUGAGCCGGGAUCGGCGACUGAAGCACCGGGUGGUCGGGGCUGUGAUAGACGAAGGGCUGACCACGCGGCACCACCUCAAGAAGCGGGCGUCCAGUGCACGUGCCAAUAUCACUCUGUCUGGAAAGAAGCGCAGGAAGCUCCUCCAGCAGAUUCGUCUUGCCCAGAAGGAGAAAGCAGCCAUGCAGGUGGAAGCCCCCCAGCCAGCCAGGACUAGUGAACUACAGCCCAAAAGACAAAAGAAGACAAAAGCUCCCCAGGAUGUAGACAUGGAAGACCUUGAAGAGCUAAGUGUCUCAGUCCUUCCACCAGAAAAUUCUUAACUGGAAACCUGAAGACUCAGUGGUUCGGAGGACUUCUGAGACAGCAUGGGCUGGCCCUCUCACAGUCCCUCUUCUGUGAUGGCCUCGUGACCUACAGGGGGCAUUACUGCGAGGAAGAAGGUGGGAAAGAAAGACUGGAGAGGGGACUACUUAGUCAACUCCAGUUUUAAUAAAGCCCUGGAGCGCACUCUGAGAUGUGUGUAAUUAAAUGUAGGAAUGGGGGUGGCCCAUAAAAAGGGGUCUGUAUGUGUGGGAGCAAAAGACAUUUGGGAAAAGGAGCCACAGGCAACAAGAAGCCAGCCUCUGAUGGCCCAACUCCCAGUGAGCUCCUUGUGUCUGACAAAAAUAGAGAUGAUUGCAGGGGUGGCUAAGGAGGGAAGGGGCCUGGCAUGACCUUGCCACUGUGUGCCUACUGUGUGGGCAAGUCACUGUAGGUCUUGUUUGUCUGUUCUCUUUACUGAGGUAUAUUUUUAAUAAAGUGAAGGCCAAACAUUAUUUUUUCCCUUCAAUGUUUAGAAUUCUGUUUAUUGGAUACCAGGGAUUGUGUGUUUAAUUAAAGUGAAGUGCUACUUGUGAGGAGGUGUGUUCUAUGAGGGAAAAGCAUGUUCUCCUUGGGCCAUAGUUAAUCAGCACAGGCAUCUGGAAGAGGCAGGGUUUGGGCCCAGUAUUGUGCUUAAGUUUUAAACAGUUUCAAAUCUUCACUAAUGUUAAAAGAGAUUAGUAUAGGUGUGCUACCAGAAUUUAGCAAUCUAACUUUUUGCUACACUUAUCUCUACAUACAUGCAUUGUGUAUGUCUGUGUUUAUUUUUGUUGUCUGUGCUGACUUAUUUGAGAAUCCAUUGCAGAUCAGAGGUGGUAUAUUUUUUUGCAGGUGAGAGUUUAUCCCCUAACCACAUUCUUUUAUAUAGACAAAAUAUCACACCUAAGACAUUUAAUACUGAUGAAAUAACUAGUAUUCAGUUUUUCAUAUUCAGAUUUUCUGUUGGUCCAGUAACAGUCUUUAUAGC
Molecule: messenger RNA, 1446 nt
Organism: Condylura cristata (star-nosed mole)
Lineage: Eukaryota; Metazoa; Chordata; Mammalia; Eulipotyphla; Talpidae
Gene: CUNH11orf98
Product: chromosome unknown open reading frame, human C11orf98
Exons: 4
Coding region: 44-439 (131 amino acids)
Source: RefSeq, a predicted model, not a curated record